AUGACAGUUUCCUAUGCUCUAUCAGUGUCUUCUGCUCGAUAUUCCGCAUUUUUGAGAUUACUUCGAAAAUGGAAAGGAUCAGUUGUCAAGGCGGUUUGGGCUGAACUUCUUGUUUGGAUUUGCUUAUAUGCUAUGAUUUCAACAAUUAUUUUUUGGGUGAUUCCGAUAGAGUAUCGAACAGCGCUUAACAAAGAAGCUACUCGUUUGGACAACCUUCUCGGAAUACUGGAUAUUAAAUUCAUGCUUGGAUUCUUUGUGACGAUUGUGGUGGAUCGUUGGAAGACUAUUCUUCAAAAUAUCAGUUUCAUUGAGACAGUUGCUCUAUCGGUGAGCACAAUAAUCAGAGGAACAGAUGAUAACGCUCGUUUAUCCAGAAGAUCCAUCAUUCGAUAUUUAGUAUUAUCUCAGGCUAUGGUGUACCGAGAUAUUUCGAUGAGAGUUCGAAGACGGUUUCCCACUAUGAAAAGCCUAAUGGAAGCGGGAUUCAUAUUUGAGAAUGAGCUGCAUGAAUUGGAACAAACUGAGACUGGAUAUAAUAAGUAUUGGGUGCCAAUUAACUGGUGUAAUUCAAUUGUUUGGAGAAUGCAAGAUCAAAAAUACAUUGAGGCUCCGGUUUCCACCAACAAUGUUCUGAAUAUAGUUUUUCUUGCCGUUCGUAUUCAUUUUUUCUUCACAUUGUUCACAAGACAAUACAUACCAACGGAGACGGAAGAGUUUCUGUGGUACAGAUGCAUUCCCUUGAUUCCAGCCACAUCGUUUUUCCUUUAUUUGGGAUGGAUGAAGACAGGAAUGCAAAUAGUGGAUCAGAGUCAUGCGGAAUGCCCAAUUCUGAACAUUGAUCAAUUCUCAGAUCCCAAAUUUGGACCGAUGUAUCCAAGUAUUCUCCUAGAGCAUCCUCAUGUUCUACAGGGAUCAGCUGCAGAUGUUGUAAUUCCUGAAUCAGAAAAGACAAAAAUGGUUCAUGUGGAUAGUAAAACAAGUGUAGGUUCUACUUCUGAUAAAGAUCCGAUUUCGAUCCGAAGAAGGUUCCGUAGAUUGAGUAGUCGGCUGAAACUGGGCAGAAGCGAAUCUCAACCUCAUACCAAAACCCAGCAAUCUGUAAAAUCUCCAGGUGGAGAAAGUACUCACAGUGCCUUUAGUAAUUUACAAUUCGUGACGGAAGAAAAUGAAGAUCAAGGUCUCGAUUUGCGGAUAGACAUGGAGUCACCCAAAAAACCAUAA
Molecule: messenger RNA, 1221 nt
Organism: Caenorhabditis briggsae
Lineage: Eukaryota; Metazoa; Nematoda; Chromadorea; Rhabditida; Rhabditidae
Exons: 10
Coding region: 1-1221 (406 amino acids)
Molecular function (GO): chloride channel activity
Source: RefSeq, a predicted model, not a curated record